Messenger RNA from Habropoda laboriosa, 1068 nucleotides. RefSeq names its product phospholipase A1 member A. Gene Ontology annotation, biological process: lipid metabolic process. The record is from RefSeq and is a predicted model, not a curated record. The transcript is spliced from 2 exons. NCBI's taxonomy places the organism in Eukaryota, Metazoa, Arthropoda, Insecta, Hymenoptera, Apidae. The coding region runs from base 1 to 1068 and encodes 355 amino acids. Gene Ontology annotation, molecular function: lipase activity.
AUGCUCGUGUCAACGUUGAAAACGUCGCUCUUUCUGCUCGCCGCGAUUUUCCUCGCGGUUCACGCUGCCGCGAAGAAAGAACCGCUUGGUCCGAUCCAGGAAGCGAUCCAAAAUGGUGUCGCGGCACAGUACAAUCGAGAGGAUUGCGUUUGGAGACGAGGAAACGACAGAGAUUCUUGUCCCGAUCCCGAUAUCCGAGUAUUCUUGUACGCGAAUAAUCGACCUAGACGAGAACUCGACUCCAGGGAGUCUGAUUGGCUGCGACAGGACUACGACCCGACCAAGGAGAACGUUCUCCUUGUACAUGGAUACGCAGGCGGAGACGACACCCUGCCCAUAUCCGUCCUCCGCGACGCCUACAUCAGGAACUCCAGCUACAACGUCUUCCUAGUCGACUGGGGUGCUCUAAGCGCGCCACCCUGUUACCCAGCCGCGGUAGCCAACCUUCGUCCAGUAGCUCGUUGCUUAGCCGGCACCUUGACCACCUUACGGAACCUAGGCCUACCAAUUUCAAGAACAACCUGCGUGGGACACUCGUUAGGCGCUCACAUCUGUGGCAUAAUGGCCAACUUUCUCCUAUUCAGAAUGCACCGAAUCAUCGGUCUAGACCCAGCCAGACCUCUUCUACGACUCGGAUACGUGAAUCGUCUGGACAGCGGAGACGCGGAUUUCGUCGAGGUGAUCCACACGAACGCGGGAUAUUACGGAGAAGGCGGUCGCAUGGGACACGUGGAUUUCUGCGUGAACGGUGGCAAAGUGCAGCCGUUCUGCGAGGGAAAGCCGAAUUAUCAGCUGUGCAGCCACGUUUGGGUGGUGUGUUACAUGGCGCAGAGCAUCGACAACGGUGGUCUGGAGUCGAUGGCUGAGCCGUGCUCGAGAAGGUGUCCAUCCGGGCCCAGAAUCGCUCCCAGAGCUGGAGAAUACGUGGCCAUGGGACAACACACGCCGACAGGUACCAGGGGGUCCUUCUGCUUCACCAACAAGCAUCCACCCUAUUGUCCCAAGUACGGAAACGGGCGUGGCGACGUGAGAUGCUGUGUGCCGGAGGAUAAGCCCGUCACGUUCUAG